Messenger RNA from Vigna unguiculata (cowpea), 495 nucleotides. The record is from RefSeq and is a predicted model, not a curated record. Lineage: Eukaryota; Viridiplantae; Streptophyta; Magnoliopsida; Fabales; Fabaceae.
AUGGCAAAGGACUGGCAGUGUAGAAAGUUUGAGAAUGGGUUGAGGGGUGACCUCAAACUCAUGGUGGCUUCGCUCUCUAUCAAGGAAUUCCUUGCCUUGGUAGAGAAGGCAAGAGUAAUGGAGAAGCUUAAGGCUGAAGUUGAAGAUCAACAGAGGUCUCAGCAGAAGAUGGGAGGACCAUUUGGGUCCACGAGCAGACAUGACGACAAGAGGAAGCCAUGCGGUCAGGCGGGCCACUUCAUAAAGGAUUACCCAGUUGAUAGGAGCACAGUGCCGAGGCCUUCAUCACAGCCUCAGCCCCAUCAGACGAGAGGAGGUGCGAGACUGCAGGUAGCUGGUCGGGUGUACGCUGUGAUGGGUGCCGAGGCAACUGGAUCAAGUAACCUCAUCGUCGGGUCUUGUGUGAUAGCUGAUAGGAGCUUGCAUGUUCUGUAUGAUUCGGGAGCGACACAUUCCUUUGUGUCAGAAUCUAGAGUGGUAGAGUUGAUGGUGUAA